Molecule: messenger RNA, 2337 nt
Organism: Lotus japonicus
Lineage: Eukaryota; Viridiplantae; Streptophyta; Magnoliopsida; Fabales; Fabaceae
Product: probable glycerol-3-phosphate dehydrogenase [NAD(+)] 1, cytosolic
Exons: 5
Coding region: 638-2035 (465 amino acids)
Biological process (GO): glycerol-3-phosphate catabolic process; carbohydrate metabolic process
Cellular component (GO): cytosol
Molecular function (GO): glycerol-3-phosphate dehydrogenase [NAD(P)+] activity; NAD binding
Source: RefSeq, a predicted model, not a curated record
UUCAUUCUUAACACCAAAUUGGUGUGAAAAACAUGUUUUUUCUUCUAGAAGUUCACAGAUGAGCUUUCCUUUCCUUCCUCUCUACCACAAGAAAGUGACUGCAAAUUUUCUAUCUUGUUUCCCUCUCACACUCAAUCACGUUUUCAAAUUCCAGCAUUGCACGCAAACGCAGGUGGCAAAUGGGUGAAGCAUUAGCUGAAAACUUCAACUUUGUUUGUUGGAAUACCCGCCCAUAAUGUUUGUUUAUUUUGUUGUCGGUUUCUGUUGGGUUUAGAUUACCAAACUUGCAGAUUUGAGAUUCUUCAUUGGUUUUUUCAAAUACAUGUUGUGUUCAUAGAUAGGUCUUCUUGGAAUUUAGAAGAAGCUAGAUGUUACUGAUAGAGGGUUAUAAUCGGUUUAUAUUUCGACCCAGUUGGAAAUUGUUGGUAUUUGUCAUUGUUGGGGUUGAUUUUGUGAUAGAAUUUGAUGUUGUGUAAGUUUGAGCAUGAGUCUUAGUUUUGAAAAAGUGUUGGAAAUUGUGAUCUUGGAUGAGAUUUUUCACUAGGAUUUGAGGGCAUUUGAGAUCUUCUGUUCAUAUUUCUCAGAAUUUUGAGGGAUUCAUAAUAUUUAGGGUUUAUCAGUGUUCUCUGGAACCAAGAUGGUUGGAACUACUGAAGCCAAUGGCCAUGAUGUGUAUCUAAAUGGUUCUCUUCAGAAUAUAAAUGGCGGUUUAGAAGAGAAGGUUGAUGAGCUUCGCGCGCUAAUUGGGAAAGUGGAGGGUGAUCCAUUGAGAAUAGUUGGUGUUGGAGCUGGUGCUUGGGGUAGUGUGUUCACUGCUAUGUUGCAGGAGGUUUAUGGAAGUUUAAGAGAAAAGGUUCUUGUAAGGAUAUGGAGACGGCCCGGAAGGUCGGUCGAUAGGGCCACUGCUGAGCACUUGUUUGAGGUGAUUAAUUCAAGGGAGGAUGUGCUGAGGAGGCUUAUUAGGAGGUGUGCUUAUUUGAAAUAUGUUGAGGCAAGAUUAGGUGACAGGAUACUUUAUGCAGAUGAGAUUUUGAAAGAUGGGUUUUGCUUGAAUAUGAUUGAUACCCCUUUGUGUCCUCUGAAGGUCGUGACAAACCUGCAGGAGGCUGUGUGGGAUGCUGAUCUUGUGAUUAAUGGCUUGCCAUCAACGGAAACCCGUGAGGUGUUUGAAGAAAUUAGUAAGUACUGGAAAGAGAGAGUCACACCUCCUGUCAUUGUUUCGCUGGCAAAAGGUGUAGAGGCUGAAUUAAGUCCUGAACCACGGAUAAUAACUCCCACUCUGAUGAUCAAUCGAGCGACUGGAGUUCCCAUGGAGAACAUCCUUUAUCUUGGAGGUCCAAACAUUGCCUCAGAAAUUUACAACAAGGAAUAUGCAAAUGCUCGAAUAUGUGGGGCAGAAAAGUGGAGGAAACCAUUGGCGAAGUUUUUGAGGCACCCUCACUUUGUCGUGUGGGACAAUGGUGAUCUUGUUACCCAUGAAGUCAUGGGUGGAUUAAAGAAUGUAUAUGCUAUUGGAGCAGGAAUGGUAGCUGCUUUAACAAAUGAAAGUGCCACCAGCAAAUCAGUAUACUUUGCUCACUGUACAUCAGAGAUGAUUUUUAUCACUCAUCUGUUAACAGAAGAGCCAGAGAAACUUGCAGGACCACUGUUGGCUGAUACUUAUGUAACCUUGUUGAAAGGUCGUAAUGCGUGGUAUGGACAGAAGUUGGCCAAAGGGGAAUUGAGCCUGGAAAUGGGUGAUAGUAUCAAGGGCAAGGGAAUGAUUCAGGGAGUCUCUGCAGUUAGGGCAUUUUAUGAGCUACUUAGUCAGUCCAGCCUAAAUGUUCUAAAUCCUGAAGAAAACAAGCAUGUAGCCCCUGUGGAGCUUUGUCCCAUCUUGAAGAUGUUAUAUAGAAUACUAAUAAUAAGGGAAUAUCCAGUGCAAGCCAUUCUUCAAGCAUUAAGAGAUGAGACCAUGAAUGAUCCCCGGGACCGUAUUGAAAUUGCCCAAAGCCAUGUGUUUUUCAAGCCAUCUCUUCUUGGUCAGAGACCUUGAGUGCUAGUUUCAUGUGUUUGGUGGUAAAUUUUGACAUUGGUAUUUGUGAAUUUCUGUGUAUCACAUUCCCCCUCCAAAAAACUAGGAGUAGAUGCUGGACAUCUCUGAGAUUUUCAUCGUAAAUGACUGUAGGUGUUCUAGUUGAGGCUCUAGAUUGCUAAUAUUAGAGUGAUAUUCGUAGGUCUAUUGCCCGAAUUAGUUGCACGGAUUUACUGUGUGUUUUGUUUUAGAUUUGGAAAGAAAUUUCAUUGGUACAUACAUGUGUUCUGAUUUUCUUAUCUUGAUGGGGUUGCUUUUGUCAA